This is a messenger RNA of Bombyx mori (domestic silkworm), 2863 nucleotides long. It is a transcript of the gene SelR, whose product is annotated as methionine-R-sulfoxide reductase B1. Bases 183 to 725 code for a protein of 180 amino acids. Gene Ontology annotation, molecular function: peptide-methionine (R)-S-oxide reductase activity. The record is from RefSeq and is a predicted model, not a curated record. Lineage: Eukaryota; Metazoa; Arthropoda; Insecta; Lepidoptera; Bombycidae. The transcript has 4 exons. Gene Ontology annotation, biological process: response to oxidative stress; protein repair. Gene Ontology annotation, cellular component: cytoplasm.
UCACCUCAGCACAACACGAUAAAUAACAUCAUACUGUAUGUACCUACCUACCUACUUCUUGCAAUUUACUUUAAAAUAAAGAUAAAUAGUAUUACUCUAUGACCUUAAAUUCUAUCGGUUAAUGUUUUAUCUAAUCUACUAGAAAAAAUAUUUAGGUGCGCAAUCUACAUAUUAUGUGAGUUAUGCGUAUUUUACUGAGAUCAAUUACUGUACUCAGAAAAGUAGUCAACGCCAGUGCUAAUAAAUCGGCGCAGUUGAAACAUCCGUUUACAACAGCAUUAGUGUGGAGAGCCAUGGAAGAUAAAGAGUCUUUGAAAAAACGUUUAACACCACUGCAGUAUCAUGUUACGCAGGAAGCGGGGACCGAGAGGCCGUUUACAGGUUGCUAUAAUAAAUGUUAUGAUGAAGGAAUGUAUGUAUGUAUAGUAUGUAGACAAGACCUCUUCAGCUCGAAAACAAAAUUUGAUUCUGGAUGUGGCUGGCCUGCAUUCAAUGAUGUUCUUGCUAAAGAAAAAGUGACACUUCACCGUGAUACUAGUGCAGUUGGCGGAAAUAUAUUACUGGUUUUAACACGACCAGGUUUGGUGCGAACCGAGGUGCGUUGUUCCAAGUGCGCCGCUCAUCUGGGCCACGUGUUUGAUGACGGGCCAGCACCCACCCGAAAACGUUUUUGUAUAAAUUCAGCAUCUUUGGACUUCAUACCCGCUGAAGAAAGGAAAGAUUAAUAUAUUUGAAUCUAAGAAUGAUAAUGACUAAAAUGUUACAUAUACCUUAUAAUAUUAAUUAUUUUAUGAACAAGUGUCAUGUUUGUUGUGAAAACUUAACCAAUUACAUAGUAGGUAGGUAGGCUAAUAAGUAAUAAUAAUAUGCUGUGGUUACAUUAACAGAUAUACGAACGAAUAUUCGGACUGUUGCGAUCAAUGUCUGAUUGCGAAGAUUUCAAGGGAAUACAAAUGGUUCUUUACAGCAUUGUUUGUACAUUACAUACAUUUAUUUUCUUUUUGUUAUACACAUUUGUACUAGUAUUUAGCCAGAGCAUCGCGAGAAUAGUAGGGCAGAGUGGUGUAAAAUUGGUCAUUAAUUAAUUCAUAUGCUAUAUCACAGGUUAUUUUAUUAACAUUAGAAAUGCACUUAAACAGAAAUACCUUUUAAUACAUGUUAAAAGAAAAAUAAUAUAACUUAAUCAAUCACACUUUACUUCGUAAAUAAGCAGCACUUCAAGAGUUAAUCAAGAUUUCCGUGAUCAUUUUCACAAAUCAUAUUUAAAUACUUCAAACUCAAACUAAGCAGAUUUUUAUAUAUUGUUUUAUAAUAUAUCAUCCUAAGUAGCGAACCUAGUUGCACAUUGCUGUUGUUGCAAUUUGUAUCUUACUCUCGACUCGGACAAUUCGAAGAAAACGACCACUUUCUGUUGCAUAGGAGCAUCUUCAAUGGUAAGGAUACUUCGAGAUUGUUUUUGUGGCCUUCGCCACAAUCUGAAGGAUAAUGAAAGCAUCAUUAUCCUUCACCAUUGAAAAGAAUAGUUAGCAAUAUUAUUAAUUUUUGUAUACUACAAAAUCGAAAAUUUGGCGCGGAAUGUUAUACAGCCCAUUAAAUCGCACACUUGCAGACUGUUUUCAACAUACAUAACCAUCGGGUCAUUACAGUCAUUUCUUAAAAAGUUGUUUACAUACCUUGUCACGCUGUAGUUGUCAGCUGAAAUUUGAAUAUCAAACGCCAAUAAAACUUAACAUGUUUGUGAGCUAAAAUUAAUCUGGUUAUACGAUUUUAACGCUUACACCCUCUGCUCUACAUCAACAAUGUAAACCUUUGUUACAAUUUCUGGCUGGGAAACGCGGAUUGAUUGCAAUACUAGAUAGUCUAUUAAGGUAUUUUAAUAACCUAUUUAACUGAUGUACAAGUUAUGUUUAUUAUGUUCCUUUUUUUGAAAUAUAAUAUUUUAUUUACAAUUUAAUUAAAUUUCAUGUUGUUUGGCGAUUCAUAAUCCUUAAUUUUAUGUUUCUUGCAAUCAAUUUGAUGCUCUACCAAACUGCCUACUCGAAAAAAAUAUGAAAACAAUCAAUACGAUAUACAUUGUGUAACCUUUCAACGAUAUAUUUUUUAUUUAUAUUUACUACGAAAAUAGAAUGUAUCAACUUUAGUUUUGAAUUAAUAUUUAUAAAAUUGAUUACGCAACUAAAAUGAGUGAACAUUAUAAAACGUUGUGUUUUUUGUUGUUAAAUAAAUGUACAUAAGUACAUAUUAUAUUAACUUUUAAAUAGCUUUUGGCUAUUUACCUUUAAAACUAUUAUAAGUGAAUAUGUAUGUAUAACGUUAUUUUUAUUUAUCUUCAUGUAACAAAUUUUUAUUUUUUGUUGCUUACUUUUUAUAACUUAGCAUAGGUCAAAUCUCCAUAAGUUGUAAUUAGAUAUUGUGCUACGUUAUUUUUAAUAUAUUUGUACCGCUGAUUAUAAAGGUUAUGGAUUGUUCGUAAAUAUCCUGAUUAUUAAAAAAAGCUUUUUCUUGUCUAAACAAAAAAAAUGCGUUAGUAAUGUGAACUACAGGCACUCGGUCGGAUAAUGAAAAGAAAAACUUGCUAAAUGGAUACAUUUAAUCGCUAAAUCAUAAUCGACAAUGAGCAUUUCAUGUAAGAUAUCAAUAGUUUCCUGAUUAGCCGCAACCAGAUGAAUCCACAACAAAAAACAAUAGAACAAAAAAGAGGUUAUACAAAUUUUUUUAACAAUCAAAAAUGUCCUGAAGUGGAAACACGUCGAGCGAAGUAGUUCCUACAAUCGGAGAAUCGACCAUUACGCCGUCGGUAUCAGAUUAUGAUUCAUCAUCCGAAUAAAAAUACUUUUAUAAAAUAAAUAUUUUACUAUACAUA